AAGAAGAAGAAGAAGAAGAAGAAGAGCAAAAAGAACAACAAGAAGAAGAACAAGGAGAACAAGUAGAAGAAUCCUCCAGACUCCUCGUCUCUGUUCUCUCCGCGAUGCUCUUCAUGAAUCGACUGAGCCGACUGGGUGCACAGCAGCUUCUGGAAGGCAAGUCUUCCAAACCAGUGCACAAAACCACUGUAGCCCCCAUGAAACCCACCGAGUGAGUGACAUCAGUCAAUAUUUCCGAGCAGACAGGACCCUCGUCAUACCACAACUUUCUUUCCAAAUUAAGGUUUCAUCGACUAAUUAAAGAGGUGGUUGCUAAGAGAUGAUGAUCUGUGACAUUGUUGAAAGCCUCUGAUGUACAGCAGCCUGAAGCUCCACUUCUCCGGGAUCUCUCUUUUUUUUUUUCUUUUUUUUUAUCUUCCCUGCACCCCUGUCUGCACCAGGCUCAUGUGAAGUGACACCACAAACGCUUUUGGAUCAACGUGAGCACUAUGGCGGCUUUUACUGUUCCCUGUGCCAUCACCAGCACCGAGACCACCACUGCAGCCAGGACUGCAAGCAAGCAAAGACACGGAGGCAACGGGGAGAGUGGGGACAUGGGACAAAACACCUUUGUGGAGAAGACCCAUGAGUUUUUCCAGAUGUGUGACAUCGAGAAUAAGGGCUUCAUCACCCGGCGUGACAUGCAGAGGCUGAACGGCGAGCUCCCGCUCAGCGCAGAGGAGCUGGAGAACGUGUUCGAUACCCUCGAUUCCGACGGCAACGGAUACCUUUCCCUGGACGAGUUCUCCUCAGGCUUUAGUGGGUUUUUAUUUGGCCGGAGGGUUUCUGUGGAGGAAGACAUGGGGGACCAUAACCCCGGGAAGAGUUCACCAGAGGUCCUGUACCAGACGCAGUGGGAGGAGAACCUGACGAGAGGAGACGAGGAUGAAGAGGAGAAACACUUCUGCAUGCUAAUGGAGAGCCUCGGAGCCAACAGUGUUUUUGAAGAUCCGGCUGAGGUGCGUGCUUUGUGGGCUCAGCUGCGUCGGGAUGAACCACAUCUUUUAUCCAAUUUUGAGGACUUCUUGGCCAGAGUGACAUCCCAGAUCAAAGAGGCCAACCAGGAGAAGAGGGAGAUGGAGAGCGCUCUCCAAAGAAAAGCAGCAACACAUGACGAUGAGAUAAGACACCUGUAUGAAGAAAUGGAGCAGCAAAUCAAAAAUGAAAAAGACAGGAUCGUGCUGCAGGACUACGAGCGGUUUCUGUCUCUGAGUCAAGACCUGGAGCUGCAGCUGUCCGGUAAAGAAAAAGAGUUGGAGCAUCUCUUCCAGAAACAGAGAGGGCUGGAGCGUCAGUGCAAGGACCUUCACAGCGAACAACACGUGACCAAAGUGGAGAACGUGAAGCUGAAGCAGACAAAUGACGAGUUAGCACGGGAGCUGGAUCACACCAGCCAGGAGCUGAGCAUGGCCCAGGAGCAGCUGGGUUUCCUGCAGGAGCAGUCCACACGGCUUCAUGAGGAGAAGGAGAUGGAAAUUUACAGACUGACUGAGGGACUGCAGAGAGAGCGAGCGAGUCUCCUCAAACAACUGGACCUGCUGAGGGAAAUGAACAAACAUUUACGAGAUGAAAGGGACAUUUGCUAUCAGAAUCCAAAGAAUCAUAAUUCUUCACCAGGUUUGAAGCAGAGGCCGCUAAUCGGUACUGUCAAACAAACUGACAGAAACGUCUUCAAAAGUGAAGAUGAGGAGGAGCUGACGUCCAGCUCUGUGAGGCAGAAUCGUACCAAUCGGCCACAUCAGCCGCUCUGCCCAGCGGAGACGAGAGGUCACCUCCAGAGGAUCAUCUCCAUUGAAGAGGACCACCUCCCACACCUGCUCCAGAAUGACUGUCAAGCUCAAAAUCCUCUUCAGGAGUGUAGUGAUCUAGAGGAGGCCUUCGACAACGAGGAGAAUAUUGACUUGGUCAUGAGCGAUAUUUAUCCGUGUGCGUCUUCUGCCCUGCAGCAGCGGCAGGGAAAUAUGGAGGGCAGAAAAACUCCCACUUCUCCAAGGGGUCAGCCUGUUGGCAAGGAGACCAGUGUAAAUGAGGAAGGUGGCCCCUCGCCUCCUGACCGCCUCUUCAAGAUCGUUCUGGUGGGGAACUCGAGUGUAGGAAAGACCUCCCUCCUUCAGCGAUUUUGUGACAACUGCUUCCACUCUGGCACCUCUGCCACUGUGGGUAUAGACUACAGUGUAAAGACAAUAGUAGUGGACAGCAGCCAGGUGGCGCUGCAGAUGUGGGAUACAGCAGGACAGGAGAGGUAUCGGAGCAUCACCAAACAGUUCUUUCGCAAGGCUGACGCCGUUAUUGUGAUGUACGACAUCACAGCACAGCAGAGCUUCACUGCUGUCAGACAGUGGCUGACGAGUGUAAAGGAAGGGGCUGGAGACGACAUUCCCAUCAUGCUUUUGGGAAACAAAACAGACAAGGAGAUUGAGAGACAAGUUCAGAAAGGUCUGGGUGAAAGACUAGCCAAGGACUGCCAAAUGGCUUUCUUUGAGUGCAGCGCCUGCUCAGGACACAAUGUGAUGGAGUCCAUGGUUCAUUUAGCCAGAAUUCUGAAGGAACAAGAGGACAGAGAGAAGGAGAAGACUGUCCUGCUCAGCAGCCCGUCAGCGAAGAGUAGAUCCUGCUGCUAACAGUUAAUAGUCAACACACACACACACACACAGCAGCACUACCCUUUACUAACAGACACGCUGUGACAGUAUCACCACACGUCAGUGAGGAGACGUUAUGUCUAAUGUCAGCACUAGUGGUUUUCACCUGCUCCUCAGCCUCAUAGCAAAAACAUCACAAUAUCUACUGUCAAGUGUCAGAUGUUAUUGUACUGUUACAAUAUUCUUCUAUAUAUGAUUUGAAGUAAUUAGGUUAAAAAUUACUUCAAAUGUAUUUUUCAUGAAGAUGCAGAAAAGUAAGAUUAUUAUAUCAAUGUUAGAAACGGUCACAUUGAUAUAAAAAUAAUUGAACUAAUCUUUUCCACAGACUUUCAACACUUCUUCAGUUUUUAAAAUUCAACAUAAAUAUUCCGUCACUGACUGAAACCCUCAAAUAUUUAUGAAAUGCCCUUUAUCUGUGAAUUUUGGCAUUUUACUGUGUGUAUUCAUGUAUUCAUUCGUCCAGUGUUGUGUGUACAUUUUUAGCUGUUUUGCUUUGUCACUUUGUGUUCACAUCCAGAACAUGAAAACAGACGUGUGAAUUAUCUUCACGGCUGUAGUGAAGCUGUAGUUGUUCAGUUUCUGUUGACAUUAUGUCAGAGGGGAGUUCAUUUAAUUAAUGUUUGUGAUACUGCAGGAUAAUAUGUCUCAGUUUCAAAUGAUCAAACAGCACAGAACAGAGGUAAUGGACUGAAGACAGAUUAUUAGUUUCAAUUCAGAGGAUCAAAUGUAGUAUUUUUUCUUUGCUAUUAUAUAUAAUAUCAUUAUAUUUUACACGUGUUCAUGUUGUAAAUUGUACAGUAAUUUGUAAAGAGUUAUUCUCAGUUGUGUUGAAACAACGCAGACGUUUUCCCUCUCAGACCAAAUGAAGCUUCACUGCACACAAUAUUUAUUUUGUAUCCCAAUAAUCUGCCUCAGUGUUGAAUCAAACAGAAACAGGUGAUGUUGUCAGUGUGUUACAGGGAAGUCACCGCUGCACCGGGGGUUGGGUUUUACUCUUUGAUAUUCACUAAUAGUGCUCCACUACUGCCAGUCUCUUGUACAUCACUUUAAUGUAUAUACAAAAAUGUAAAUAGCACAAAACAAAAAAUAAACAAAUGUGUCCAUAUUAUAUGUAAAAGAA
This is a messenger RNA of Paralichthys olivaceus (Japanese flounder), 3801 nucleotides long. It is a transcript of the gene cracr2aa, whose product is annotated as calcium release activated channel regulator 2Aa. Gene Ontology annotation, molecular function: GTP binding; GTPase activity; calcium ion binding. Gene Ontology annotation, biological process: vesicle-mediated transport. The record is from RefSeq and is a predicted model, not a curated record. Lineage: Eukaryota; Metazoa; Chordata; Actinopteri; Pleuronectiformes; Paralichthyidae.